AUGCCGCGCAGGCGCCGCGUCGGCGCGUUCGUGGUGGACGCGUUGCUGCACGGCUCCACCGAUCUGUUCGACAUGGGCCGCUACCUGGUCAUCGGCUGCGCCCUGGCAGCGCUGCUGCAGACCCUGAUGCCGCAGUCGGUCCUGCUGGACAUCGGCCGCGGCGGCGCCGGAUCGGUUGCGACGAUGCUCGGGCUCGGGUACCUGCUGUCGGUGUGCUCGUCGGUCGACGCGUUCCUGGCGUUGGCGUUCACCAGCACCUUCGCGCCGGCAUCGAUUCUGGCGUUCCUGGUAUUCGGGCCGAUGGUGGACGUCAAGAGCACGCUAUUGUUCAUGAGCGUCUUCCGCGCCAACGCCGUGAUCUACCUGGUCGCGAUCCCGUUGGUCACUGACGUUCACGGCAGCGAUCAUCGUGCACAAUCUGGUGCCAUGGGCGUGAGGGCCGGGCUCGACCGGUCGCGGUUGCUGGCGGCGGUGGUGCUGUACGGCAUCGUGGCGAUCCUGCUGCAGCGCCUGCUCACCGGCACGCUGGUGUACUACAUCAACCCGCGCUACGAAUGGCUCACCUGGGUGGCGGUGGCGGGGCUCGAGUCAUGGCGCUGGCGCUAA
Molecule: messenger RNA, 606 nt
Organism: Geodia barretti
Lineage: Eukaryota; Metazoa; Porifera; Demospongiae; Tetractinellida; Geodiidae
Source: the annotation of a GenBank genome assembly